This is a messenger RNA of Caenorhabditis briggsae, 1362 nucleotides long. The record is from RefSeq and is a predicted model, not a curated record. The coding region runs from base 1 to 1362 and encodes 453 amino acids. The transcript has 5 exons. NCBI's taxonomy places the organism in Eukaryota, Metazoa, Nematoda, Chromadorea, Rhabditida, Rhabditidae.
AUGAUUCCAACGUCGCGUAGACAGCGAUACUUUCGCCCCAAUUCGCCGCCAGUGUCCGCCAAUUCAUCUUCAGUAGGCAGCUCAUCAGGUGACACUCAUCGACCCAUGAACGUGCUAGAACAAGCGGAGUUAGUCAUCGAUGGAGGGGACGAUCAACAAGUAUCUCAUGAGGAGAUCGUAGACGAUGGUACCACUGAAAUGGUCGUCGAUCACCACGGACACCACCAGCAACAACAACAGAUACGAGGAAAUCAGAUACAUCAUCACCAAGUUUAUGACAACAGACAGCCAACAACAACUACCGUAUACCAAGUACAUCAGCAGGCCCAGCAACCGCAAGGACAACCUCGUCGUGCUAUUGGAAGACCAUCGUUACAAAGACCACAAAACUAUGGAACAAGUCCGAUGGAUAUGGUGCAAAAAUUGCAGAAUAAGAAUGUGUAUAUGCCACAACAAAGACCGCAAACUAGGAUCUCCCCGGCUGGAGCAAGAAUUGUCAGUUUUGCUGGAAGGAAAAGAGAUAAUCCAGAAUCAUUGCCACCAGGAGUUAAGAAAAUGAAUAUCGCCUCCACACGUCCUCACCCCAUUUCACAACUUCAGUCUACACAACAACAACAACAAGUUCAACAUCAACAAGCUCAACAACAAGUAACCCAAAAGAGUCAUCAACCAGUGAAGGUUGUUCGAUUAGCUGCUGGUGGAGCUCGUGCUAAUCCAACAGCAUCAGAGCACGCUCUUAUUGAACUAGAAGCCAACAUUAAGCAGACUAUUGAAGACUCGAAAGUUGACAUGGAAAGGCUGCGAGAACUUCAAGAGGCCGAGCUCACACAAGACGAUUAUCAUCAAUAUCUGGGAAUGUUAUUGAUGGAUUUGGAAAGGGCUAAUGAGGCAAAUUCGACACUCAACAAUUAUUACCGCGAGCGUCAGAGGCACGAGAAGACAAUCAGUGAUGCUCGCGAAGUGGCGUUUUCAGCAAGAAUCAGACAAUUGGAGACGGAAAAUCGGAAGCUGAGAGAUUCGGUUCAUGCAAUGUAUUGCGCGAAAUUCAAUGAAGCUGGUGGACAUAAUAACAUGUAUCGUGGGGAUCAUAUGGGCCAAAUGAUUGUCGAGCAAGAAGAGCAUGUUGUAAUUGAGGGACAUGGGGAUAAUAAUCAAGAAGCGGAAGAAGUUCCACAGGAAUGGAUUGUUGAGGAGACUGUCGAAGAGCAUCGUAUGCACCUCGAGGAGCUGGAACCACAAGACCACACACAUCUUGUUGAUGAUCAACAACAUCAAGAAGAUGAUGCUGAUGAUAAAGAGAAGGCGUUAAUGGUUCGAAACGAUCAAUUUGGUGGCGCUGGAACUUCGGGAGGACCUAGUUAA